This is a messenger RNA of Acipenser ruthenus (sterlet), 1765 nucleotides long. Its product is annotated as cornifelin homolog A-like. The record is from RefSeq and is a predicted model, not a curated record. The transcript is spliced from 4 exons. The coding region runs from base 177 to 548 and encodes 123 amino acids. Lineage: Eukaryota; Metazoa; Chordata; Actinopteri; Acipenseriformes; Acipenseridae.
UUUCACUUUCAACGCCUCCAGUUUUUACAUGCUGGCGAGAAGAGGGUGUGUAAAACUCGCUUUUCAACUUUUUCGUGGACGUUGACGUGCAGACACGGUCUCUUUCUGUUCAGUCAUACUGCAAACUCAGGAAAAGAUCAAGCAAACGCAAACAGCAGAAAAAGCCAAGGGUCAGCAUGGCAGCUGCUCGUGUGGUAAUGACACAGCCCCAGCUAGUGACCGUGAAUCAGCUGCAAAUGUCAACUGACUGGAGCUCCAAAAUGUGUGACUGUUGUGAAGAUAUGCAGAUCUGCUGCUGUGGGCUGUGGUGCCUCCCUUGUCUGGAGUGUCAGACUGCAUCUGAGUUUGGGGAGUGCUGCUGCCUGCCUCUGCUCGGCCCCAUCUCCCUGGCUAUGAGGACUGGAGUGAGGGAGAGAUACAGGAUCCAGGGCUCCAUUCUGGAUGACUGCUGCAUGUUGUGCUGGUGCUACCCUUUGAUAUGGUGUCAGAUGGCUCGAGAGAUCAAGAAGCGCAAGGCUGGCAGUGUUAUGCACGUCCAGAUUGCUUAGUAUAAGAGCCCAGGAUCGGAGCAGGAGGAGGGGGCUGGGAGCCCUGCAGGAACCCCCUCAGCUUACAGCACAAGCAGAUGCAGCAGCAGCUUUCUCAUCGAUUUUAUAUGGAAGUGUCUAUAUUCACUGCACCACCUAGCAGCAAUAUAUAUAUAUAUAUAUAUAUAUAUAUAUAUAUAUAUAUAUAUAUAUAUAUAUAUAUAUAUAUAUAUAUAUAUAUAUAUAUAUAUAUGCAUUUCUAAGUGAUUCUAAAUAAUUGAUCACCAAAUAGGGUUGUAUUGUGGAAUUGCUUUUCACUUGAGCAUUCUCUUGUAGUGUUUGGUGCACUGAAUCUGUGCCCAGGAUUAGAUGUAGUGGGAAUUUGACAGGCUGGUUUCACAGAUUUCACAUCACGGAUAUACCAGCGCUGUCCGAGGUGCUGAAAUCAAAAUUGAGAGACAAGCUGUGUAAAUUGACCUGUUCAUUUUUAAUUUGCUUCCAAAUUGCUUCCAAAUUUGCUUCUGAUUGGACCUGUGGAUAUGGCUAUAUCAUUUCUUCUGCCACGUUAGAGUGGGGAUAGACAUACAUUACAUUUAAGUGGUCUUCAAAAGUUUACAUACCCUCUAUUUGCAACAAUGUUAUUUCCCAAUGUAUUAAGUGUAACAAAAAUUGUUUGAUACACUAUAUCUACACAGCAAUGAUAUCUGUAUUGUAAGUGUGUUGAACACUCAUUCAUCUUACCAAGUGGCAGUUACAAAUCUGGUGAAUUAACUGAGUUAAGGCACAGGGUACAAAUAUUUAUGACUCCAAACUCUAUGAAAGUCAAUGGAGUUAAUUCAUAUUAGUACCCUUUGCCUUUACUUGGUUAAUUCACAAGAUUUUGAACUAGUACAGUGUAUCACACUUAAUACAUUGGGAAAUAACAUUGUUGCAUAUAUAUAACUAUAAUCUUUAUAUAGCUUAAUGUUGGAAGAUUAAAAUUGUUGCCAACUGAUUUAAAUCAAAGAAUUUUAAACCAUGUUAAUGAUUCUUUUAGAUGGGAAAUGUAUAAAUUAGAAUUACUCUUUUGUAACGUUUCACUAAUUAAAUGCAGAUGUUUUGUAUUACAGUAUAUAAUUGAAUAAUUGUGUUGUUUGGGUUUAAAUAUCACUGGGAAAGUGCAAUUAUCUUUAACACUAAGCACAUGUUCGUUUUUACUUUUAACCUCCAUAAUUAAUGAAUAAAAAAAUAACUGUCAA